Scophthalmus maximus (turbot) is the source of this 2887-nucleotide messenger RNA. It is a transcript of the gene dhx58, whose product is annotated as DEXH (Asp-Glu-X-His) box polypeptide 58. Gene Ontology annotation, molecular function: hydrolase activity; single-stranded RNA binding; zinc ion binding. The coding region runs from base 168 to 2210 and encodes 680 amino acids. Gene Ontology annotation, biological process: positive regulation of interferon-beta production; response to virus; innate immune response. The record is from RefSeq and is a predicted model, not a curated record. Lineage: Eukaryota; Metazoa; Chordata; Actinopteri; Pleuronectiformes; Scophthalmidae. The transcript is spliced from 12 exons. Gene Ontology annotation, cellular component: cytoplasm.
UACUGUAGGUUCAAGGGAGUUUUUACUUUCGUUUCCCUGCCUCCUCCUCACUCAGCUGAUCACAGCAGAGUUUAAAACCCCCUCGCCACCGGCACUGUGCUGUGACGGUGCACAAGCUGAAAAACACAGCAGACGAUUCUUCACAGCUGACUGGAGCGAAGUGUGGAAUGGCAGAUUUUGGACUGUAUUCAUACCAGGAGGAAGUGGUUGAAAGGGCUCUCCAGGGAGAGAACGUCGUUAUUUGGCUGCCAACCGGAGGCGGAAAGACCCGUGCCGCCGUGUACGUGGCCAAAAGACACCUGGAAACAGCACCGCAGGCUAAGGUGGUGGUCCUGGUUAACAAGGUUCACCUCGUAGACCAACAUUACACCAAAGAGUUCAAGCCUCGACUGGGCCGAAACUACACCCUGGUGCCAGUCAGUGGAGAGAGCGAGGCCAAGGACUUCUUCGGAAAAGUGGUGCAGGACUCGGACGUGGUCAUCUGCACGGCACAGAUCUUGUAUAAUGCCCUGACCAACGCGGAGGAAACCAAACACGUUGAGCUCUCGGAUAUUACUCUGCUGAUAGUCGACGAGUGUCACCACACCCACAAGGAGUCGGCCUACAACAAGAUCAUGAGAUGCUACGUGGUGAAAAAGCUGAGGGGAGAAGGUCCCUUGCCGCAGAUCCUGGGUCUUACUGCAUCGCCGGGGACGGGGGGCGCAAAGACCCUGGAAAAGGCUGUGGAGCACGUGCUGCAGAUUUGUGCCAACCUGGACUCAGCCAUAGUUUCCACCAGGAACUGUGCCCCUGAGCUGAAGGAGAAGGUACCCAGACCCAAAAAGACGUUUGACAUCGUCGAGGAUAGGCCUGAGGAUCCAUUUGGGAAUCAUCUGAGGGCGAUGAUGCACGCGAUCCAUGAGUACAUGAACUUACCUUCAGACUUCCCACUGAGAGAGUGUGGCACACAAGAGUAUGAGGCAGAUGUGGUGAUUUUAGAGCAGCGAGGGGUGAGAGAGGACAACAGACGGCUAGCACAAUGUGCGCUCCACCUCAGAAAGUACAACGACGCCCUGCUCGUCAACGACACCCUGCGGAUGAUGGACGCGUAUGGCUCCCUAGACGAUUUCUACGCCACAAAGUCCACCGCGGCCAUCGACGGAACAGACCACUUCCUGGUGGGACUCUUCCACGACAAUCAGGCGGAUUUGAGGAGACUUGCAAGAGAUGCUCGCUAUGAGAACCCAAAGAUGGCCAAACUCGAGAGCGUUCUGCUGAAACAGUUCGGUCCGGGUGUGCAAUCAAGGGGGAUCCUCUUCUGUAAAACCCGUAAAAGCACCCACUGCCUAAAUGACUGGGUCCUGACCAACAGAGCCUUACAGGCGGCUGGCAUCGAGGCAGACAUCCUGACUGGGGCUGGUAAUGGCAUCACUUACAUGACACAGCGCGAGCAGGCGGACACAAUCGGCAGUUUCCGCCAGGGAACUCUCAACCUGCUCAUCUCCACCAGCGUGGCCGAGGAAGGCCUCGACAUUCCCGAAUGCAACCUGGUGGUGCGCUAUGGCCUGCUCACAAAUGAGAUCGCCCAGCAGCAGGCCAUUGGACGCGCCAGAGCACAAGACAGCCAGUAUUCCGUGGUCGCCUUGAAGGGGGGGCGGGAGGAGCGCAGGGAGAUCACCAAUGAAUAUCUGGAAAGGCUGACUGCGGAAGCCAUCGCUCAGGUCCAAGGCAUGGGCCACCGAGAGUUCCGCAGAAAGAUAACUGACCUACAGCAACAGGCGGUUAUCAACAGAAGAGUUGCAGAGAGCUGCGAGGCGGAGAAGAGGAGUCGCUACUCGGCUGCCAGUAUCCAGCUCCUGUGCCGAAACUGUUUCAAGUCGGUGGCGUCUGGCAGCGAUAUCAAACUCAUUGACAAUGCGCACUAUGUCAACGUCAAUCCUGACUUUAAGAAACACUACAGAGUCGGUGUGCAGGUGAGCCUGGAGAAGACGUUUGAGGACUGGGAGCCUGGGCGAAUCAUCAGUUGCAAUAAUGGCAACUGCAAAAUGGAUUGGGGAUUUGAGCUUAAGUACAGGGAGAUCGCCCUGCUGCCAAAUCUAGCCAUUAGGAAUUUUGCCCUGGAGACCCCUGACGGCAGGAUGACUGUGAAGAAGUGGAAGAAUGUGCUUUUCACUGCGGAGAACUUCAGCUUUGCACAAUAUUGCCAAGACAACUUCCCCGAUCUCGACUGAGAUACCAGCAGGAGAACUCCGUGUGUCUUUUUCUUUUGUCAGCUCUUAUUUUUGUUUAUUGGCGUUUGAUAGCCUUCAGCCCAUUUAACGAAAACCAUCAUUGUACCGUUUCUGGCGCUUUGCACACAUUUGCAAUGCAAAAAUUCCACAUGUGCUAGUAUAUACUUGUUUGUGCUGCGGGGGCAAAUGAGGCAGCAGUGUGCUAAAACGCAUUACGCAUCGAUCAUGCUUGAAAUUAGCAUGACAGCUUUGUUUACGCCCACGGUCCUAUCUCCCUUUGCGUGGUUCUGUGUGUAUUCGUCAUGCUUCAUCUCAAGUCAAGUGCAGGAACAAAGCACAACAUGAACUCAGCUGCAACAUGAACCUCAAACAUCUCGGAGACACUUGACAUGUCAUCAUGAAGAGGAUUGGCUUUUUUAAAACGGGAAACGAAAUGUUUCACAGUCAGUUCAGUAGCAUACAAAUACAUGUGUGGGAAGUAUGAUCAUAAGUACAGCUACUGAUUAUCCCACAAAAUAUAUGUAUUUUUGGUUAUUUUUAAUAUUUUAUAGCGUUGAAAUACGGUUACAUUUGCUCAUUUUAUGUACUGUUUUAUGUCGGCUAAUCAUGGAGUAUAUAAAUAAACUAAACUAAAGGUGAGAUGAAAUACUAAUAAACCUGCCUUUUGACAUGCUUAA